Molecule: messenger RNA, 2793 nt
Organism: Diaporthe batatas
Lineage: Eukaryota; Fungi; Ascomycota; Sordariomycetes; Diaporthales; Diaporthaceae
Exons: 2
Coding region: 1-2793 (930 amino acids)
Biological process (GO): rRNA processing
Cellular component (GO): nucleolus; small-subunit processome
Source: RefSeq, a predicted model, not a curated record
AUGCCAGGACGCCAAUCCCAUGGCCGAAGCCUCCUGGGCAACUCCCAGUCCAAAGCCCCGAAGCGCCCCAACCAAAAAUCGAAGGCAAAAGCCCGGGCCCACGCACUCGAUGCCUUCGCCAUCGCUGGGAAACAAGUCCAGCCCGACCGCAUGACAAGGCGCGGGCGGGAUCUGGAACUCGACCCCGAGAAGAAACCUCGAGGUGGUAAACACCGUCGUGACGAGGACGACGAGGACGACGAUGAGGAAGACGACGAGGAGGAGGACGAAGGCCCACGCAAGAAGCGCCCACGACAAGAUGCCGGCGAUGAUGACGAGGACAGCGGGAGCGAUGGGGAAGCAUCAGACGGCGGAAGUGAUAGCGAGGGCCACGAGUGGCAUGUAGGAGUCAACUCUGAUGACGACGACUCAGAGAUUGAGAGUGACGAUGCUUUCGGGGAGAGUGACGAGGAAAAGUUCGACGGCUACGCAUUCGGGGGCGGUCGAGCGCAGAAGAAGAAGAAGAAUAAGACGGCAGAGGACGACUCUGACUCCGAAGAGGAAGACGUCGGCGACGACGGCGAAUCGCUGGGAUCGGAUGCUAUCGACCUUGCCGACGCUCUCAUGCAGUCUUCGGACGAUGACGAGGUUCAGGGUUCCCAGGGAGAUACCGAGUCUGGGUCGGACGACGAUUCGGACUCGGAGUCGGAGUCGGACCCCGACAACCAGGACAGCGAGUCUGAGGUAUCCGACGAUGAUGAGGUCGACCCAGCCAAGCGGGCGCAACUCGACAAACUGCUCAAGAGCUAUGCAGACACGGAGGACAAGGAUGCAGAGGCAGGCAGUGGCACACGCUCGAAACAGGGGUUCUCUCUCCAAGACCUUGGGAUUUCGGAGGUCAAGAAUCCUGACAUCAAGAGGAGUAUUAAGCGGGUAAAGAAAGAGGAGAGAGCUGAGGCGGGCAAGAAAGGCACGUCCAAGAAGCUCGACGUACCACUCGCCAGGCGGCGACAAGAUCAGCUCGACCGAAUCGCGGCCUACGAGCAGACGAACAAGACACUGGACAGGUGGAACGACACAGUCAAGCAGAACCGCCGGGCAGAUCAUCUUAUGUUCCCGCUCCCGGACACUCUUGCCAAUGCUGGCCUUGACAACAGCGAGCUUCUUCCCUUGAACAAGAAGACCGCUGGUACAGAGCUUGAGCAGACCAUCAUGUCCAUCAUGGAGGAAUCUGGUCUCGGGCCUGCUGCCCAGGCACAAAAGGACCAAGAAAAGAAGAUCGAUGCCAACGGCGAGGAGCAGACCAUCUCUCGCUCUGAGCUGAAAGAGCUUUGGGCUCAGCGCCGGAAAGACCGAGAAAUGCAGUCUCGAGAACAAAAGCGCGCAAAACGGAUCAAGAAGAUCAAGUCCAAGACUUACCGCAGAGUUCACCGCAAGGAGAAACUGGGCGAGGAAGCUAAGUUGCACGAGGAGAUGAAGGCUGCCGGGGAAAUCGACUCUGAAGAUGAGCGGGAGGCUGCGGCCCGGCGCCGUGCUCUGGAGAGAGUUGGCGCAAAGCACAAGGACAGCAAGUGGGCCAAGAUGGGCUCCAAAGCUGGCCGUGCUGUGUGGGACGACGACUACCGGGCGGGCCUCACAGAUAUGGCCAGGAGAGACGAGGAGCUUAGAAAGAGGGUUGAGGGGAGGACUGGUGGUAGCGAAGGUGAAGAUGACUCGGAUGCGACAUCUUCCUCGGGAGACGAAGACGGGAACUCCAGACUGCUCAAGCAACUCGACGGGGACGACGACGAUGACGAGGACGAGGGCCCACAUGCUAAUCUCAUGAAGCUCAAGUUCAUGCAGAGGGCCGAGGCGGCGCGCAAACAGGAAAAUGACGCGCUCCUGGCGGAGAUUCGUCGUGACCUCGAAUCCGGGUCAGAAGAGGACGAGGAUGAUGCCGAUGUACAGGUUGGACGACGAUCAUACGGCGUCCCAGAACAGAAGAAACGCCCUCUACGAGAGGCAAAGCCCGCAGUCGCCAGUACUGUGAAGGAGAAGUCUUCCAAGGGCGGGCUUUCAUCCACCAACAUAAACAUCUCGUCUGCGAAAGACACCAAUGACGAGUCAUCAGCCACAGUCGGGCCAGGCGCAUGGUCACAAGGAAAAUCAGCCGUGGUCGAAAGAAAGAAGAAGAAAAUCACAGGCAACGGGCCUGAGGCUGAUUUAGACCUCGACGUCACUACACUAGUGAGCCAGCCACCCAAAGCCUCCAAGACCAAAGGCAAGACGGCAGCCAAACGAGCAGUAGAUGGUCCCUCUUCUACUUUGGCAACCGGGGACGACUCCUCAGAUGAUGAAAUCCACCAUCCCCUUGCGGUCCGGGACAUUGAUCUUGCCAAUCGCGCCUUCGCAGGCGACGAAGUGGUGGCUGAGUUCGAGGCAGAGAAAGAAGCCAUCAUGUCAGAGGACGACGAGAAGAUGGUCGACAACACGAUGCCGGGUUGGGGCAGCUGGGCCGGCGAGGGCAUCAGCAAACGAGCCCUGAAGCGCGCCAAGGGCAAGGUGAUGACCAAGAAAGAAGGCAUCAAGAGGAAGGAUAGGAAGGACGCGAAGAUGGACCGGGUCAUCAUCAACGAGAAGAGGAACCGCAAGAACGAGAAAUUCCUCGCCUCGCAACUGCCACAUCCCUUCGAGUCCAGGCAGCAGUACGAGCGGUCUCUACGUCUCCCCGUUGGACCCGAAUGGAUGACGAAGGAGUCUUUCCAGGCUUCUACGAAGCCGAGGGUCAUCGUGAAGCAAGGCAUCAUUGCGCCGAUGGCAAAGCCUAAGGUUUGA